GUCAGAGGUCCAAGUGGCACAAUUUUAUCUCCUGGUUACCCUGAGUUCUACCCAAACUCUUUGAACUGUACUUGGACCAUUGAAGUGACUCAUGGCAAAGGCGUUCAGUUCACCUUUCACACCUUUCAUCUGGAAGAUCUUCAUGACUACUUACUAAUUACCGAAAAUGGUAGCUUUACCCAGCCUCUGGCACGGCUCACCGGCUCUGAACUCCCUGCAGCAAUUAAUGCUGGUCUCUAUGGAAAUUUCAGAGCUCAGUUGCGAUUUAUUUCUGAUUUUUCAAUAUCAUAUGAAGGAUUCAACAUUACCUUUUCUGAAUACAGCUUAGAACCAUGUGAUGAUCCAGGAAUUCCACAAUAUGGAAGAAGGCAUGGCAACCAUUUUGGAGUUGGAGAUAUCAUAACAUUUACAUGUUCAUCUGGAUAUCGCUUGGAAGGAGUAUCGGAAAUUGUUUGUCUUGGCGGUGGGCGUCGUGUGUGGAGUGCACCUCUGCCAAGG
This is a messenger RNA of Staurois parvus, 498 nucleotides long. NCBI's taxonomy places the organism in Eukaryota, Metazoa, Chordata, Amphibia, Anura, Ranidae. The record is from the annotation of a GenBank genome assembly.